AUGGCAGACCGUCAAGAACGGACAGGCCGCCGAAGACCUUUCUCCACCUGGGUGAAGAAGCUCGCCGGCUUCAAGAAUGGCUCCUCUAGUGCAGCCGGCCGCAAUGGUCACCCCAAGAACGAUGCCACCCCCAAACCCGGCAAGAAGCGAGUAGUCAAGAACAACAACCCGUAUCCGCAGUCCGGCCGCAUCGCCGAGCCAGCAGUAUCGCAGAGCCACCCAUCGCUCUCGACCGCACGAACUGGCAUGACUUGCAUGACCUCGAACCACUCAUUAGGCCCCAGUCGCGACUCGGGACGAUCGUCGACGGACGGAGCCCCGCCUCCUACGGCGGGCGCCAUGUCAAUGGCACCCACGAUCUCCACAAUGGAUCACGAUGCUACACAUUCCAUCCAUGCUCCUUCGCAUAUGGCGUCGUCAGUCGCAGGAACCAGCCGAACAGUUGGCGGCUUUGAUUCGCGUAAAGGGGGUGACAGUACCUUCUCUUCGCCGGCCCCGUCAGUGCGAUCCUUGACAACCACCCUCACGACCAUCCAGUCGAUGGCUCCAAACGGCGCCGCGAAUGGUAACGCUGUCAAUGGACAAACGUCCGGGGUUCCCGGCAAUGCCCAGACUAUUCAGUUUUCCCAGCCGUUUCCCACGAACUCUCCCGCAUCCGCGAUUCCCCCACAUCUUGCACCUCCGGCGGCGGGACCUGGUCAUCCCACGACGUACAGCAUGGCCACGGCAAACAAUCUGUCGACAGACAACGCCUCGAUUCUGACGUUAGCCUCAUCUAGCAAGAGACGGCGCCGCCGAUCAAUGGAUACAGAUGCCUCGGUCCGCGCCAUGGCCCCAUCAUCGUUAUGGGGAGGGAGUCGCGAGAGUCUGCCACUCAGCGUUCUCAGUGCCAAUGUCGAUGGCACUCGUGACAUAUCAUCGACUCCAGGCCUGCAUCAGUCCACAUCCAGGCUCGCAGGGAACGAGCGCACAAGUAUAUACUCUACAGCCGGCGUUGCACCAGCUCUGCCCGGCGAUAGAAACAGCCUUUACGCAGGCAAGCAGAGCAUGGGUGGAGACGGUGCAAGUGUCCGCAGCGGUUUAAUGGGACAUGGUAGGGCUGACAGCAUCAGCGGUAGCGUUGGGGGUAUGAGCAGUCCCCUGGUCAGUCCGCGAGAGGUGAAUGAGAAGGUCGCUGUCCAGGAGAAGGACGAGAUCACCGCCCGAAAAGAGAAUGACAGAGACUAA
Molecule: messenger RNA, 1227 nt
Organism: Anthostomella pinea
Lineage: Eukaryota; Fungi; Ascomycota; Sordariomycetes; Xylariales; Xylariaceae
Source: the annotation of a GenBank genome assembly